Messenger RNA from Scaptodrosophila lebanonensis, 4460 nucleotides. RefSeq names its product mitogen-activated protein kinase kinase kinase kinase 5 (gene hppy). The transcript is spliced from 14 exons. Gene Ontology annotation, molecular function: ATP binding; MAP kinase kinase kinase kinase activity. The record is from RefSeq and is a predicted model, not a curated record. Gene Ontology annotation, biological process: protein phosphorylation. Lineage: Eukaryota; Metazoa; Arthropoda; Insecta; Diptera; Drosophilidae. The coding region runs from base 548 to 3370 and encodes 940 amino acids.
GAAAGUGCACAGACGACAAAAUUAAUGUUCUACGCACCGUGAAAAAUUGUUUUUAAAUUCUGGAAAAAUUAAACGCGAAGGCAGCGAACAGCAACGUCGUGAAUUUGUCAAAAUUAUGCGCGUUGUGUUUGUCAAUUCAAUUGCACCACCAACAGAAUUAAAAGCAAAGCACACUUAGUGCGCGUUUUGCGAAUUCUAAAAAUAUACGUCGCCGAUAAAUACAAAUAGUUAAAAGUUACGCAAUUUUGUGCAAAUAAACAACAUAAAGAGAGAGAGAGAGAAAACACAAAACAAAACCAAAUUUAAGCCAAUUAAAUCAAACAAAAUGCAGUAUUUACGACGAGCAACAGCAGCAGCAACCACAACAGCACGUUUCUAAAUGUUGUUCAGCAGGCGCAUAAAUAAAAUAUUGUGCGUGUGUGUGUUUUAAACACAAACCAAAUCAAUAUAAAAAGGAGCCAAGUGCAUUAACGCAUUAGCCAAAUUACCAAAGCGCCUGAUUUUGAUAGCUCCCGCAACAACAACAGCAACAACAACCGCAGAAGCCAUGGCCGCUGCCCAUCACAAUGCCAAUUUGCUCAGCUCGGACAUAUCGCGACGCAAUCCUCAGGAUGAAUACGAGCUAAUCCAAAAGAUUGGCUCCGGCACCUAUGGCGAUGUUUAUAAGGCAAAGCGCUUACAGAGCCUAGAGCUGGCCGCCAUUAAAGUCAUCAAACUGGAGCCAUCCGAUGAUAUACAGAUCAUACAGCAAGAGAUUAUAAUGAUGCGCGAUUGCCGUCAUCCCAAUAUAAUUGCCUACUAUGGCUCCUAUCUGCGGCGCGAUAAACUGUGGAUCUGCAUGGAGUAUUGUGGCGGCGGCAGCUUACAGGACAUCUAUCAGGUGACAGGUCCUUUGAAUGAGAAGCAAAUUGCCUAUAUGUGCCGGGAAACACUGAAGGGUCUCGAAUACUUGCACUCGAUGGGCAAAAUGCAUCGUGACAUCAAAGGUGCCAACAUAUUGUUAACUGAAUAUGGUGAUGUGAAGUUGGCCGAUUUCGGAGUGUCGGCGCAAAUAACAGCAACGAUCAACAAACGAAAGAGUUUUAUUGGCACACCCUAUUGGAUGGCGCCCGAGGUGGCGGCUGUCGAACGCAAGGGCGGCUACAAUCAAUUAUGUGAUAUAUGGGCCUGUGGCAUAACCGCAAUUGAACUUGCUGAGCUACAGCCGCCCAUGUUCGAUCUGCAUCCAAUGCGCGCCCUCUUUCUAAUGUCAAAGAGCGGCUUUAAGCCGCCCACACUGAGCAACAAAGACUUGUGGACGCCCACCUUUCACAAUUUCAUCAAGACAGCGCUCACCAAGAAUCCAAAGAAGCGACCAACGGCCGAACGACUGCUCCAGCAUCCGUUUCUCCAAGGCGAAAUGUCGCUACGUGUGGCCAAGGAGCUACUGCAAAAAUAUCAGAGUCCCAAUCAGCACUUCUAUUACCUUGAUGGUGAUGAGGAGUCGGUGGCCGGUGUUCCACAGCGUAUUCCCAGCAAGAUGACAUCGCGCGCAAAUGGCGUGCUGCCGCAGAAUCAUACGCUUAAGACAGGAAUGACAACGAAUUCGACGUGGUACGAGCGUUCAUCUAGUCCCGAGACCUUACCAAGUGACAUCUGUAAUAGCCGCGGUGGCGAUGCCGUUGGCGGCAGUGGCGGCAACAGCGGUGGCGGCGGCGGCGGCGGUGGCGGUGCUAGCAGCGGUAGCAACGGCUUAGACAAGCAUGACUCCUCCGUUAUCACGCCUACGGCGAUCUCACAGUCAGCUGGCGAUGGCUUCUUGCAUUCCAACUGUGCCUCGACGAGUGCUGAGGCGGCUGCAGCCUCCUCGGGUGUGGCAAACAACUAUUCGCAGUACUAUCGGGCAUUUAGGGACAGCGAGGUACCGGCCGAGUCGCCCGGAGCGACAGACCCGAAGGCAACAAGCGGCGGCACCACCAACCACAACACCUGUGAUUAUCGGCGUGAGAGCAACUUGAACGGGCUUGAGGACUCUCCACGCCGCCAUAGCUCCAUGGAUCAACUCAUUGGCAUGCUGAAUGACAUUGGCAAGUCGCCGCGAACGCGCAGUCUCAGCGAUGGCGGCACGCAGGACGAAGAUGAGCUGGAGAAAGAGGCUCAGCCCGACCUGCUGAACAAUACCCCGCCAGUGCCACCAAAGCGCUCACAUCGGCGUCGCCAUACGCCGCCGCGUCCCAUUUCCAAUGGACUGCCACCGACGCCAAAGGUGCACAUGGGCGCCUGUUUCUCCAAGAUCUUCAAUGGGUGUCCGUUGCGCGUGCAUUGCACAGCUUCGUGGAUACACCCGGAGACGCGCGACCAGCACUUGCUGAUUGGAGCCGAGGAGGGCAUCUACAACCUCAACAUGAACGAGUUGCACGAUGCGGCUAUCGAUCAGAUGUUCCCGCGUCGCACCACCUGGCUGUAUGUGAUCAAGGAUGUGUUGAUGAGUCUGUCGGGCAAGUCCUGUCAGCUCUAUCGGCAUGAUCUGGUGGCGCUGCACUCCAAGCAGACCGUGCGCUUCUCACUGCACAUGAACAAGAUUCCCGAACGGCUGGUGCCGCGCAAGUUCGCGCUGACCACGAAGGUGCCCGAUACCAAGGGCUGCACGCAAUGCUGCGUGACACGAAAUCCGUACAAUGGUUACAAGUACCUGUGCGGUGCCACGCCCAGCGGCAUAUUCUUGAUGCAGUGGUACGAUCCACUGAACAAGUUCAUGCUGCUCAAGCAGUGCGACUGGCCAGCAAUGAGCAUCCUGGGAGGAGGCCAUGGCUGCGUCCAGAAUGGACAUACGCCCGUCUUUGAGAUGAUCAUCACGCCGGAGCUGGAGUAUCCGAUUGUGUGCACGGGUGUGCGCAAGGCACUCAAUGGUUGCCUCAAGCUGGAACUCAUCAACAUGAACAGUGCCAGCUGGUUCCAUUCAGAGGAUCAGGAUUAUGAUGCAAUGGCCACCAUUGUGCCACGUCGCGAACUCCUCAAGGUGGUGCGCGUCCAUCAGGUCGAGAAGGAUGCCAUACUCGUGUGCUACGGAAAUGUGAUGCAGGUGGUGACGUUGCAGGGGAAUCCCAAGCAGCACAAGAAGAUGGUGGCGCAGUUGAACUUUGACUUCAAUGUGGACAGUAUUGUUUGUUUACCGGACAGUGUAUUAGCAUUCCAUAAGCACGGCAUGCAGGGCAAGUCGCUGCGCAACGGCGAAGUAACGCAGGAGAUUAAAGACAUGAGUCGCACGUAUCGUCUGCUGGGCAGUGAUAAGGUUGUCGCCUUGGAGAGCCAACUGCUUCGCACUGGCUCGCUGGGCAGCGAAGAAGGACACGAUUUGUACAUUUUAGCCGGCCACGAGGCCAGUUACUAGGCGCUAUGUUUAAGUAAUGAAAUUGUUAUAUUUUAAAUAUAAUUCGGUACACAAUAAAUUUUAAAUUUGCAAGCGAUGUCGUCAUCGGGCAUCAUCCUACGACUCAAACACACAUACACAAACGCAACUAUUAACUGUAAUUUAAUUACUUGUAGGUCUAAGCGUAUUUCGCAAUUAGCAGUCAGUAAACGGAUAAACUUUGAAGGCAACAUAGCGCAAUUUAUUGUAGAAGGCAACAAGCGAACUAGAGAAGCGUUGAAAAUAUGUGUAACUGUAAUUUCGCUUUUUGCUGUAUUUAAUGAAAAUUCGCCACCUAAAAAAAUAGCACUUUAAUAAGUACGUUAAUUGCAAUUCCGUUUCGUUAUAAUUAGUUUUGUAUGAGAAGAAAUGCUUUAAUUUAUUUCUAAACUUAAAAGUCUACAAUUAUUUAAAUACGAAUUUUUACUAAGAACGCCGCAAAGCCAACAAAUAAGUUUCAAAAACAACAAUUAGCUACAAUAAAUUAUAAGCAAAACACUUAACAAAUAAAAUAAAAUGCAUGAAAUUACGUAUAAGAAAUUAGUAAUUAUACUAUAUUUGAUAGUUUUUAGCAAUUGUAUAAAUCGAAAAGGCAACCGUUUGAUGGCAUAUGAAUGUGUUUGGAAAAUGUUUUCAUAGCUUUUGAAAAAAAGGAUGCAGGCUAUUGGCUCAAAAUCUACUCGUAUAGAAAAAAAAAACUGAAUUGAAAAACUGAUGAAAGUGCGUUAAAUUACAACCGAAAUGGUUUGUUGGGAAACAAAAAAGUAGAGUAAGACUUUUCUAAAAACUAAUAAGUGAGAGAUUAAGCGGAAACGAUAAUGCAAAUUGUAAAUGGCUGCAAUAUGGUCUGUGCAUUGAAACUGAUUGUCAUAGGUAAGGUAAGAAGAUAAAAAACAAAAUAAUUUUCCGAACGGCACAUUUUCGCGUCUUGAGUUGUAAAAAUAUAUUUUAAAUUAGGUUUUAAGUUAAUUAGCUCGUAUACAAAGAAAAAGCGUGAAACCGAAAAUUAAAUUAUUAAAAAAAAAACUUGUUGAACUUUAGUUUAGUGCAAAUAAAAAGAUUUCAAAUGAAA